GCAGAGUCGGGCUGAGGUUGGGGGGCGCCGGAGGAGCCAUGGGGGCCACUGGCGACGCCGAGCAGCCGCGGGGACCCGGCGGGGCAGAGCGGGGCGGCUCCGAGCUGGGCGACGCGGGCGCAGCGGGGCAGCUGGUACUCACGAACCCUUGGAACAUAAUGAUAAAGCACAGGCAGGUGCAGCGAAGGGGCCGCCGCUCACAGAUGACAACAAGUUUCACAGAUCCUGCCAUUUCCAUGGACCUCCUUCGAGCUGUCCUGCAGCCUAGCAUCAACGAGGAGAUCCAGACGGUCUUCAACAAGUAUAUGAAGUUCUUCCAGAAGGCAGCACUGAACGUCAGAGACAAUGUCGGGGAAGAAGUGGACGCAGAGCAGCUGAUCCAGGAGGCCUGUCGGAGCUGCCUGGAGCAGGCUAAACUCCUGUUUUCAGAUGGAGAAAAAGUAAUACCCAGAUUGGCCCAUGAGCUUCCAGGGAUAAAGCGUGGCCGACAGACAGAAGAGGAAUGUGCCCAUCGAGGAAGCCCUGUUCCCAAAAAGAGGAAAGGACGGCCUCCUGGACACAUGCUGUCGAAUGACCGGGCAGCCGCUGGCAUGAGGAGGAAACGACAGCUCAGAGAGCUUCCUGGACCUGCCUGCAUGGCUAGAUGGAAACCAAAGUCCUGUGAACCAAUUCGCCGAGAAGGCCCCAAGUGGGACCCAGCCCGGCUGAAUGAAUCUACCACCUUUGUGUUGGGAUCUCGAGCCAACAAGGCCCUGGGGAUGGGGGGCACCAGAGGGAGAAUCUACAUCAAGCACCCGCACCUCUUUAAGUAUGCAGCUGACCCCCAGGACAAGCACUGGCUGGCCGAGCAGCAUCACAUGCGGGCAACAGGGGGGAAGAUGGCCUACCUCCUCAUCGAGGAGGACAUCCGGGACCUCGCAGCCAGUGAUGACUAUAGAGGAUGCCUGGACUUGAAGUUGGAGGAGCUGAAAUCCUUUGUGCUGCCCUCCUGGAUGGUUGAGAAGAUGCGAAAGUACAUGGAGACACUACGGACAGAGAACGAGCAUCGUGCUGUUGAAGCGCCUCCACAGACCUGACCGAAGCCAAGACCCCUGGCUACACUUGGCAGCCCUCCUCCAAGGCCCUGGCACCCACGUGGCGGAGGCCACUGCUGGGACUGCACCUGGAUGGAUCUCAGCAGCAUUAAGCUGUGCCUGGGCUAGUCUGUAGUGACUCACUACAGAGCACCCCCAGACUGGCGUGUGGUUCUGUUUGUAAAGUUAUCGGGUUAAGAAACAAUUAAACAGUUUGUAAUAGUGA
This is a messenger RNA of Canis lupus familiaris (dog), 1299 nucleotides long. It is a transcript of the gene DNTTIP1, whose product is annotated as deoxynucleotidyltransferase terminal interacting protein 1. Bases 39 to 1076 code for a protein of 345 amino acids. Gene Ontology annotation, molecular function: nucleosome binding; DNA binding. The transcript is spliced from 14 exons. The record is from RefSeq and is a predicted model, not a curated record. Gene Ontology annotation, cellular component: nucleus. Lineage: Eukaryota; Metazoa; Chordata; Mammalia; Carnivora; Canidae.